Neodiprion fabricii is the source of this 6191-nucleotide messenger RNA. It is a transcript of the gene olf413, whose product is annotated as MOXD1 homolog 2. The record is from RefSeq and is a predicted model, not a curated record. Gene Ontology annotation, molecular function: dopamine beta-monooxygenase activity; copper ion binding. Lineage: Eukaryota; Metazoa; Arthropoda; Insecta; Hymenoptera; Diprionidae. The transcript is spliced from 9 exons. Bases 804 to 2783 code for a protein of 659 amino acids. Gene Ontology annotation, cellular component: secretory granule membrane. Gene Ontology annotation, biological process: octopamine biosynthetic process; dopamine catabolic process; norepinephrine biosynthetic process.
CGCGGUAUUCAGUAGAGUGGCGAGAGCCGUUGCGAGCGGUGUAGGCUUCUCGCGAUCGCUUCCGAGCUUUUAAACGCACGACGCGGCCGUCGUUCACCGUACGUCACACUGAUAUAAAAUUGUUGCGAACAUAGUUGAGAGUGCGAUACGUUUACCCCGACCAAGGAUCGUUAUCGAACGGGACAAAUUCCAAAGGAAAGAAAAAAAGUAAACAAUACGGUAGAGAUAUAAAGCGAGAAUCUCCGUCCGUUUGGAGCAGGGCGAAUAGUGACUCGGUACUCGGUUCGAUUCCUACCCUUAGUUACAGAGGAUCACGACAACGAGUGGCAACACGAUCAGUGACGUUUUUGGAUUAUUGUGAUUGUUCCGAUUUACCGGUUACGUAGUCGGAAAGAGAGAGAAGUGACGAACGGAGGCUUGUCAACGUCGACUAAACUCCCGUGUCGGGUUCGCUGCAGAGCCGAUCUCACAGUGCGCGCCGAUUUUCUCAAGUUCGAAACGGUUUCGUAGGCGCGAUUCGAGGUGUCGCUGACGGCGAUCGAAUACGUCUGAUUUGAGUGUCGAGCCUCUUCGGUGGUGUGACGUGUUUUUCGGUAUUUGUGUGUGCUGAAGAAGGCGCAGGAAGAGAGGGAGAGUCUUCUCCAAGGCAGAGAGGCAACCCAUUACCGGACUGCACACAAACGCGAUAUCAUAAAACGGGCGGCAGACUUGAAAGGAAUCUCCGUCGAGCAAGUGAUGCUGUGAGUCGCGUUACAGUCUCAAAGGCGAGGCGAGAGAGGCGCGGAAAGUACUCAUCUCGAACGAUGGAAGCUCUCGUUGCAGCUUUUAUCAUCGCGUUCGCUCUCUUCGGCAACUGCCUUUGCGUCGAAUGGCGACACAGCGCGGUGCUCGACAACAAUUUCCUUGUCCUAUGGACCCCGGGUGAGAAGGACGUCACCUUCGAGGUCCAGGUAAAGACUCUGGGCUACGUUGGCCUGGGAUUUACCAAGGAUGAGGGACGCGCCGGAGCUGACAUGGUCAUUGGCUGGGUCGACAACAAUGGACAGGUUCAUCUCCAGGAUCGACACGUGAAGGAUGCCAGCAGAGAUCCGCAAAUGGACUCCAGUCAGGACUAUCGUCUUCUACUUGGAUACGAGAACAAAACCCAUACGGUACUGCGAUUCAGCAGAAGGUACGACACCUGCGACCCAAGAGAUCUGAAGAUCACGAAUGACACAAUGCAGGUCGUUUGGCAGUAUCAUGCCGAGGAGCCCGUAUCAGCUGCGGGGGUUUUGCCCGAUCACGGAGACGUCAGGGGGACGAGACCCCUUUAUCUCGUGCAACGCGAUGCGCAGCCACGUCGCAGCUCACGAAACCAGGAACCAGAGACGCCGCUCAAAAUCUGGGACGUCUUAAACCAGCAGGUUCGUCUGCCCAUGGAGGAGGACACGUUGCUCUGGUGCAGGGUGCUCGAGAUGCCGCCGAUCCGGCGCAAGCACCACGUCGUGAGGUACGAACCGGUUAUCCAGCCUGGCAGCCACGAGUAUCUCCAUCACAUGACGCUCUACGAGUGUCGCGGUUCCGUCGCCGAGUUGGAAACGGCGGCUCGUUCCACGGGUGGAGUUUGCUACCAAUCAGGUCAGCCCACCUUGCAGUGCAACACAAUAGCAGCCACGUGGAGUCUGGGGUCCGAGGGUUUCAAUUACCCCCCGGAGGCCGGUUACGCCCUCGACCCGCACGCGGGGCCGCAAUUCUACAUGCUCGAGACCCACUACACGAACCCGCAGCUGGACGCCUUCAUCAGCGACAGCUCGGGCCUGCGGCUCCUCUACACGGAGCGGCUGCGUGUCCACGAUGCCGGAGUGCUGAGCAUCGGGAUAGAUCCGAACUGGAGGCACCUCAUCCCCCCGGGUCAGCCGGAAGUCGUGUCCGAGGGUCACUGCGUCGCCGACUGCACCGGUCAGACCAUUCCCAACAACGGGGUCAACAUGUUCGCGGUGAUAAUGCACACUCAUCAGCUCGGGAAAAAGGUCCGACUGAGGCAGAUACGCGCCAGCGUUGAACUCCCGCCCAUCGCCUCGGACACCAACUACAACCCGAGCUAUCAGGAGUAUCGCAGACUCCAGAGACCCGUCAAGGUGUAUCCGGGUGAUCAUCUGGUAGCUGAAUGCACCUAUUCGUCCGAGUCCAGGGCUGCGAUUACAUUGGGCGGAUUGACCACCAGGGAGGAAACGUGCCUGAUAUCUGCACUCUAUUACCCACGGAUAGAGCUCUCGCUAUGUUAUUCGCUUCCCUCCCUGCCCACCGUUCUCCACAGUUUGGGCAUCCAGCAGCUUACGCCUAACUCGAGUCCCGUGAAGAUUCAGGCGCCCCCUGAGCUCUCAGGUUUAACGCUGGAGGAGCGCCUGGUCAGCUACGACUGGGAGACGAGCUUUCAGAGCUUUCAGGAAGCCACGCGGAGCGGUACGUUCAAACCGCUCUGCUGGAGCAGUCGAGGCGAUCUUUUGCCGGGCACGGCGCAGCUGGAAUCACGCUACCCGCGGAUAAUCACGCCGUACAAAGAGCCGACGUUACCCUGCACGAAGAAGCCGACGCAGAACAAGUUCUCGAAGCUGCUGAGCAAGGACGGCGACAUCGGAAGCCCAGUCGAGCCUGACAGCGACGAAGCGAACGCCGUCGAGCGGGGUCAGCUGGUGCGAAGCAAGGUGUCGCGGAGCAGCGAAGGGCCCAUCGCCGGAAGUUCCAGGACCCGAAGCGUAUCCGUUGCUCUAGUCGUCGCCGCCCUCGUCGCCGCUCUCAGAUGAACGCCUCACGACGUGCCGCGAACUUGGUGGUGAAUUUCGUUCGUUUGGUGCCGAUUGUGUGUUUCGCGUUUCGUGUCAAGUGCGAGGUGUGGUGUCCCGCUAGGAUUCAGGAUCAAGGAUCGAGGAUCGAGAAUCGGGGUGAUCAAGGAUACGUGGAUCGGACACGAAUGUGUGAGUAUGUGAUACCUGCAUAUCGGACAGAGGAGAUUUUCCGCGUAUCCGCGAACACGUUUGCUGAUCUUUGUUUUCUUGUUCCCCGUCGCGAUUUUGCGAUGAGUAUAAAAUCGCGCCGCAGCGGUUUCCCGCAGGGUAUUCUUCUUUUCGCCGAUCAACGGAUUCCCCUAAUUUUCACUAUUUAUUCACAGCUCAAACUUGAUAAAUUAAUUCUUACGACACAACUACGGAGAAACGAUGCGAGGCUGUCGUACUGUUGGUACAAUUUAUGCUUAUUUACGUUGAGCGCGUACCUUGCGAUUGGCCGAUGAAGAAAAAUACCCGGCGACGGUGCGAGUCCGAUACAUGUAACGUGUAAUAUGUGUGUUUCGGGAUCUAUGAUCUAUAGGUAUUGUAAUAGCUCCGCGAGACAUGAAGUGAGAGAUAAAUUGUAAUAUUGAAUCAAUCAUUGUUGUUGGCUGUUUAUUUGCCCGACGAGAACCAGUCCAUGUCCGAUAUACGGAAUUUAAACAGUAUAUACAUUAUGUAUAUAUUUAUACACUUAUAUACUAGUUAUCUCAUUAUAAUAUGUAUAAUACGUAUAUCGCGUCCGAGAAUUACGCCUGAGCGCUUAAAUUAUUCCUCUACCGACGCCUCCAACUACUGACUCUAUUAUCUCGUUAUUCUGCUCGAGGCAUCUCGUGCACAUAGUUUGAGAUAUACACUACUGUGUGUACGCACACCGAGGGUUUCUAUUUUCUUUUUAUAUAUUUUUUUUUUAUUUUAUUUGUUUUUCCUAAAAUUUUCUCGUGUAAAUUUUCAAGUGUACAUAAUUAUUGUACAUAAUAUACGUUUUUCGUAAUCAAUGCACGCGCAUAUGUAUUAUAUAUUUAUAUAUUGUAAACCGCAAUAUUCGCCGGAACGGUCGUUGAUUGGGUCUCGUCGGGAUUUUGUAAAUUUUGUUAAUUAUUAAAUUUAUUACAUGGAAACGGGUCGUUACGUGUGUGACAUUUUGUGAAAUAUAUGUAUAUAAGCGCUGGUUGACUCGCGUGCCGAGAAUAAUAAUAAUAAUAUUAUUAAUGAUGAUGAUAAUAGUAAUAAUAAUAUUUACAUGUAAUACAUCGUUGCCUCAGACGUUGCUAUUAAUAGGCUGGUAUAUUUUUUUGGACUAGACGCGAACAUUUUUUCUCUUGUUUCAUUUACCGUUUUUCUUCAUUUAUUUCUCUAAAGAAAAAGCUUUUCCGCCUUAAAUUCGCGACCGUUGAUUAAUUACUUCACGACUUAACCAACGCUUAUAUAUCGCAGGAUUUCUCUUGUGUGUUAUCAUGUACAGUAUAACGACAACCCAGUAUUCUAUUAUUAUUAUUAUUACUAUUAUUAUUGUUACUAUUAUCAUUAUUGUUUUGAAUACGUACCCUAACAUAAAAAAUGGAAAAAUGAAGAAAAAGAAAAGAAAGAAUGAAAAGUGAAAAAAGUAAAGGAAAAAUAUUAUUUAUUCAUUUAUUUAAAUUACUGUAAAGAGAGAGAUUAUUUUGAAAUAAGGUUGUUAACACUUUUCUAUAUAUAUUCAUCCACAAAUACGAUUUGAUACCUAAUCUAAUGUAAUAUCGAACCCCCGUAAUUGAUAUCUAUAAUUACUGUAAUCCUGAAACCCUCUAGCCUAGAGCCUUGUCCCUAAAAUAGGUUUAAGACUAAAAACCGAACGCGAUAUAACAAUAUGUAUAAAUUAAUCGUCACACGCGUUCAGUCUUUCUGCUAUAGACGGUAUACAUGAUAUAAUAUACACAAGCAAAUUAGCUCAAAGCGAAGGGAUUGCGAUGUCGUUCGGAAAAUAUUACUUAAUCGGAAUCAUCGACCUUUUGAAUUUUUCACUGAUGUCGUCUGCAAAAUUUUUUCACCUGUAUAUUUUUCGUGUUAUUUCUUAUUCGGUAACAAUUUGCUGCUAAGGGAACUGUAUCGUACACCUGUAAGUAUUUAUCGAUCUUCAAGCGACAUCGCUCAGAAAGAAACAUGAAAAAAAAAAUAACAUAAAUUGACGUACGAUAAUCGUGACAGAGAAGCAGGGAGGCAAUAUUAGAAAAUUAUAAAAACGGAAACGUAAGCCACGGAUUCCAUUUUUGAUGUUAGACUGCCCCCCCCCCCCCCCCCCCCCUGCUAAUACGACAUAUGCACGCACUCUAUUCAUUCUCCUCUCCUUUCGCCUUCUCCUUUGCCGAACCUUAGGCAAGUGAAUAUGAAUUCCUGCCACCAUAAAUUCGCGCGGAGGUUGAGAAAAUCGUACCCCAUCGUAGAACGUAGACAUACAGUAGCCGCAACCCCGUAUAUAGCAGGUAAUAGAUAAACAUUAAUUACGAUACGUAAAAAAAAAUUUUACAAUUUAAUACAGUAAUUCGUAAAUGUAAUAGGGAUUUGUGUGUGUAGGCCGUAGGGCGGUUAACUUGCUAUUUGAAAAAGAAAGAGAAAAAAAAAAAUUAUAAUCGUAAAAAUUAAACGCUGUAUAAUAUACUUAGGAAAUUAAAUAGUAUUUCGAAAAAACGUCACCAUUCGAACUGCCAACCCGUUAUGCAUAUAUAUUAAUCCGUUUGUCCAAUGUUAUCAAUUUUGACAUAUUUUUUUCUUCCAUCGACAUUCGAUUCCAAUUUUUCUUUCUUCGUUCUUCCCCACAUCCACGAAUACACUUUAAUUUUUGCUCUGCAUUUUCAUUGCAUACGCUUACAAUCGCAAUACCAUAUACCUAUUAUACAACAUUAUAGUCACGGAUAUUCAAUUCAAUCUCCGAAUCGUCCGGGGAUUGCGUUGCAUUCAAAUUGAAUAAAAGUAUCGAUAUUAUUGUUAUUAUUGUAUUAUUAAUACUACUACUAUUAUUAUUAUUAUUGAUAAGUGGUAACCGGAAUGCAAUUGGUGUGGACGUCGCGUACAAUGUUGAGUUAUGGAUAAAAAAAAAAAUAUGUUCUUUCGUUUAUAUUAAUUUUCAAAACUUGCGAAUAGAAAAGAAGUGAAUGUCAAAUAUAAAUUUGGUCCGUCGUAAUUACAUCUUUCCAUCCGUCCACGCGACUCGCUAUGCGGUUACCGCUGUAUUAAGCCGACCAAAGCUACGGAAUGAGAGAUCCUGGGGGGCACAAGGAGCUGCCAGUGAUAUGACCAGAACAAUCAGCAAAAGCGUGACAGUUUCGCAAUGAUAAGAAAAAAAAAAUAAAUAAAAAUUAAUGAAAAAAGAAAAAGAAACGAGUCACUUAAAAUACUGGAAUUAUGUUA